AUGUAUGUGAAAGAUGGCGAGAGGGGCAUCCCGAUCCGGCCAGAUAUUAUCGACGAGGCUUUAAUCGCCAGCGACGUGUUUGACCUCAACGAGCUGCUGGCCCUGGAGCUGUUACUUGCAGGUAGACACGAGACGCCGUCCCACCUUGAAUUUGGAAGAGGCCUUUGUUCCGUACUGCUCUUUUAUCGGCAUCGCGGCUUUUAUGCGAAAGCGAUACGACUUUUGAUACAAAACAGAAAUGGACGAAGAUGGGUCAGCGAUCUCCCGAAGGAGUUCGGCACUCUUAUCACCAACUUCACUGAAGGAUUGGUUUUCGACGGCUUGCUGAGCAGCAUUCUUGAUUUCUUGCGAAAUUUUUCUAUCGCUAAGGAACUGGAGAAACUGCAGCGUCCGGAGGUGAAAGGCAUCGGCGGACCCCGACAUUUACGGAUGGUGACCGAUGAAAUGGUUGAGAUGGCGGCCAGUUUGGCGGAUUCGGUGUUUUUUUGGUUUUGCCAGUGCAAUCCCACCAAAAACUCGUUCAUCGCUCUGACCAGCCUUCUGCGAAACAUUGACUAUGACUUGGCUGAAGGACCGAGAUACAUUCAGAAAACUGUUCUUCCUCUGAUAAUGGCUGGCCUGGAGGCUAUCGAUGUACCUGCCGCCAAGGAGGUGAACUUGUCAGAGACGGUUGGUACUGAAAAUCAGAUUUUCGAAGAUCCCACGAUUUUGAAUAUCUUCUUCGAACAGAUCGUCGACUCGGUUUGGAAGCAGAAGCAAAUGCAGGCCGUGUUUCAGCUGACAUUGGCCGUCACGAUUCGACUAUUGAACCAGCGCGCCCUCACUCCAACAGUAGACGAAGAUGAUAUGUUCGACAAAAGCUUGGAACAGCGGCCGUUUCAUUGGCUAUUGCAGAAUAUCUUGCAGGAGCAGUUUUUCGUCGAAGAAUUUUUCAUUCGUAGAAUGCAUGGCCUGGUCACUCAGCUCAUUACGUUUUUUCCUACCAAGGUAAACCGACUGCCUCUUCUGGCUAGUAUCAAGCGCAAUUGUGGGCAACGUAAAAUCUAUAGAUGAAG
Soboliphyme baturini is the source of this 1055-nucleotide messenger RNA. The record is from the annotation of a GenBank genome assembly. NCBI's taxonomy places the organism in Eukaryota, Metazoa, Nematoda, Enoplea, Dioctophymatida, Soboliphymatidae.